This is a messenger RNA of Leguminivora glycinivorella, 2382 nucleotides long. It is a transcript of the gene Nt5b, whose product is annotated as cytosolic purine 5'-nucleotidase. The record is from RefSeq and is a predicted model, not a curated record. Lineage: Eukaryota; Metazoa; Arthropoda; Insecta; Lepidoptera; Tortricidae. Bases 519 to 2264 code for a protein of 581 amino acids. The transcript is spliced from 12 exons. Gene Ontology annotation, molecular function: 5'-nucleotidase activity.
AAGUUAUCAAAACUUUUUUAUGUCACUCAAUCCGUUACUGUAAUCGUUAAAUUAUUCAAAUCAUUCUUAUGACAUAGUACGAUGUCCGUAUUUUUAAAUAAACGUAUGUAUAAAAUAAUGAUGAUCUAGUCUAACACAUAUUUAGCAGUUAGGUCGCGCUACGCAAGUCACAGUAUCAAAUUCAGUUAGACAGGUCUUUACCACUUCACCUUGCCACUGUCAAGGAUAUCCACUCUUUCGAACGCUUCCUUUUCACAAAACAAUCUCGCAGCCCGUUUCCAAUAUAACUUGAUCCCACAGCUUCCAAAGUUUAAAAGCAGUCGGUGCUAACCGUUAGACUGGUCGACUCUUUCAAAUGCGGCUGCAGGACCAACAAGGUUGCACGUAUACGUUGUAAACAGAGCAAAGCAAACGCACGCGUUUAUCGCGGAUACUGAAAUUAUAUCAGCUGUUUUAAUUAUUUAUAGCCAGACAUAAAUUGAAAAAAAAAAAACACUAAAAUAUAAUUUGAAUGUGCCAUGAAGUUUCAAGAUAUGGCCAAUGGGAAAUGUGAGGUGUUUGUGGAGAGUUCGAGCUCAAAUGGAGCAUCGUAUGGGAAAGGAGACCGACACACGGCUGCACCUAAUGAAAUCUUCGUGAACCGGUCGCUGCAUUUAGAAAACAUCAAGUUCUAUGGCUUCGAUAUGGACUACACCUUGGCCGAAUAUAAAUCGCCACAGUACGAAACAUUAGGAUUCAAUUUAACCAAAGAGAGAUUAGUAACCAAAGGAUACCCCAAAGAGAUCUUAGAAUUCGAAUAUGAUCCAUCAUUUCCAGUCAGAGGCCUGUGGUUCGACACACUAUACGGUAACCUGUUGAAGGUAGACGCAUAUGGUAACAUUCUUGUGUGCGUGCAUGGAUUUGAGUUUCUUAAACAUUCGCAAGUAUACGAAUUGUACCCAAAUAAAUUCUUGACACUAGACGAGUCUCGAGUUUAUGUAUUGAACACGCUGUUCAACCUGCCAGAGACGUAUCUAAUCGCCUGCUUGAUUGACUUCUUCACUAACUCCAAGGAUUACAGCAGAGAGAAGACGGGCGUCCGCGCCGGCGACCUAGCCAUGUCCUACAAGUCCAUCUUCCAAGACGUCCGAAACGCUGUCGAUUACGUCCACAUCCACGGAGACCUCAAACAAAAGACCACAGAGAACUUAGAACUGUAUCUGAAGAGAGACGAACGUUUGCCGAUGUUCCUCUCUAGGAUUCAGGAGAGUGGGGCAAAGUUGUUCAUACUGACCAACAGCGACUAUAACUUUACGGACAAGAUCAUGACGUAUCUGUUCGAUUUCCCGUAUGGAGCUAAGCCUGGCGAGCCCCACAGAAACUGGCGAACGUAUUUCGACUACAUAGUAGUGGACGCAAAGAAGCCGCUUUUCUUCGGCGAAGGCACGACACUACGGCAGGUCGACACCAGGACGGGAGCCCUCAAAAUGGGCCACCACGUGGGGCCUUUGCACGAGGGACUAGUUUACUCUGGAGGUUCCUGCGAUGUCUUCACCGUCCUUAUCGGUGCCAAAGGCAAGGACGUACUCUACAUCGGUGACCACAUCUUCGGAGACAUCCUCAAGUCCAAGAAAAUCGGUGGCUGGCGCACGUUCCUCAUAGUUCCGGAACUCGUUCAGGAGUUACACGUGUGGACGGACAAAUGCCAGCUAUUCGCGCAGCUGCAAAGUCUGGACGUGCAGCUUGGGGAUAUGUACAAAGACUUGGACUCGAGCACAAAGGAGAAGCCCGACAUUUCAAAAUUGCGGAUGGCGAUCCGUGACGUCACACACAAGAUGGACCUUGCCUACGGCAUGCUCGGUUCACUGUUCCGCUCUGGUUCUAGGCAGACCUUCUUCUCAUCACAGGUGGUGAGAUAUGCGGAUCUGUACGCGGCAUCAUUCCUGAACCUGAUGUACUAUCCGUUCUGCUACAUGUUCCGCGCGCCCGCCAUGCUCAUGCCGCACGAGUCCACCGUGGCGCACGAGCAGCGCUUCACGCUGGAGGCUCCGACUAUUGACAGGUCCCGACACCCGAGCGCACAGCGAGCCUACAGCGUGAUGUCGGUGAGCGAGGACACCGAUGAUCAGACCGCUUCCACCUUGGACUCCAAGGAUGUCAAGGACGCGCGGCUGGCGGCCGGCAGCGCCAGCGUGCCGCACGCGCGCCCCGAGACGCCGCGCCAGCUCACGCACACGCACGACGAGGACUGCUCCGACGACGACGACCAGGCCAAGCAGAAAUAAACACCAGCCAAGCAAAUAACCGAUAACGGACCAUUUCCACGUCUAAACAACACGAGGACUGCACGGGGACAGGAUGGCCGAAAAUCACGCGAGGACUUAAUUGGAUCAGGAUGGCCGA